This is a messenger RNA of Huiozyma naganishii CBS 8797, 1503 nucleotides long. It is a transcript of the gene CYS4, whose product is annotated as cystathionine beta-synthase CYS4. Bases 1 to 1503 code for a protein of 500 amino acids. The record is from RefSeq and is a predicted model, not a curated record. Gene Ontology annotation, cellular component: cytoplasm. Gene Ontology annotation, molecular function: cysteine synthase activity; cystathionine beta-synthase activity. The transcript has a single exon. Lineage: Eukaryota; Fungi; Ascomycota; Saccharomycetes; Saccharomycetales; Saccharomycetaceae.
AUGUCGGAUUUUAGAACCAACGUGAUCGAUCUGGUCGGAAACACCCCCAUGGUCGAGUUGACCAAGUUGCCCAAGGCUUUGGGCAUCAAGCCACAGGUUUAUGUGAAGCUCGAAUUGUACAAUCCAGGUGGUUCGACUAAAGAUCGUAUUGCCAAGAAUAUGAUCGAGUAUGCGGAAUCGCAAGGUUUGAUUUCCCCAGAGAAAAGUACACUGAUUGAGCCAACGUCCGGUAACACCGGGAUCGGUCUCGCCCUGAUCGGUGCCAUCAAGGGUUACAGAACUAUCAUCACUUUGCCCGAAAAGAUGUCCAACGAGAAAGUGUCCGUAUUGAAGGCCCUAGGUGCAGAGAUCAUCAGAACCCCCACGGAGGCCGCGUGGGAUUCUCCAGAGUCUCACAUCGGUGUCGCAAGACGGUUGGAGAAGGAGAUUCCAGGCGCUGUCAUCCUGGAUCAGUACAACAACAUGAGAAACCCAGACGCCCACUAUUUCGGUACCGGUAGAGAGAUCCAGCAGCAGUUGGAACACUUGGGGAAGUUCGACUCCUUGCGUGCCGUCAUCGCCGGUGCAGGGACAGGUGGCACCAUCUCUGGUAUUGCCAAAUACAUCAAGGAACAAAACUCGGAUAUUCAGAUCGUCGGUGCUGACCCUGUCGGGUCCAUUUUGGCGCAACCAGAAUCCUUGAACAAAGCUGAUAGUGGAGAGUAUAAAGUGGAAGGUAUCGGUUACGAUUUCGUGCCACAAGUCUUGGACAGGUCUCUCGUGGACAAAUGGUACAAGACCGAAGACAAAUCUUCCUUCAUAUACGCUCGUCAGUUAAUCUCCAACGAGGGUGUCCUGAUUGGUGGGUCCUCUGGUUCCGCGUUUGCCGCACUAGUCAAAUACUGCGAGGACCACCCAGAGUUGACCGAAAAGGACGUUCUAGUGGCCAUUUUCCCAGAUUCGAUCAGAUCGUACUUGACCAAGUUUGUCGACGACGAGUGGUUGAAGAAGAACAACCUAUGGGACGACGACAUCCUAAAGCGUGUCAACUCCAGUGUCAAGGCCACCACGAACACUUCCAACGAUAUCUUCAAAGGUGCCACUGUCAAGGACCUGCACUUGAAGCCCGUCGUUGCCGUGAAGGACGACGCGAAAGUCGCAGACGCGAUCAAAGUUUUAACGGAUAACUCCUUCGACCAAUUGCCUGUGCUAACGCACGACAACAAACUGUCCGGCCUAGUCACGCUGUCGCAACUACUGAAGAAAAUCUCCAGUGGGGCAGUGACCAAGCAGGACUCUAUCAAGGGCGCGUACCUGGACUUCAGCAAGCUGAACAACUUUGACGAGGUGUCCUCUUACAACGAAAACAAGAGCGGCAAGAAGAAGUUCGUUCAAUUCAACGAGAACACGAAACUGUCAGACUUGAACAACUUCUUCGAGAGAAACUCAUCAGCCAUCAUCACGAACGGCCUGACCCCGAUCCACAUCGUCACCAAGAUGGAUCUGUUGAGCUAUCUGGCAUGA